Molecule: messenger RNA, 1596 nt
Organism: Hevea brasiliensis (rubber tree)
Lineage: Eukaryota; Viridiplantae; Streptophyta; Magnoliopsida; Malpighiales; Euphorbiaceae
Product: probable N-acetyl-gamma-glutamyl-phosphate reductase, chloroplastic
Exons: 14
Coding region: 102-1307 (401 amino acids)
Biological process (GO): L-arginine biosynthetic process
Molecular function (GO): NADP+ binding; NAD binding; N-acetyl-gamma-glutamyl-phosphate reductase (NADP+) activity
Source: RefSeq, a predicted model, not a curated record
UAUCCCUCCCUCUAUCGACAAAAAAAGAAACUCCCUCUCUCUUUCUCUCUCUCUCUCUCUCUCUCUCUCUCUCUCUCUAGUUCUAUAAAAUUUGGUAGAGGAUGAGUACUUCAGUUUUCAACUCAGUUUACUUUGCCCGAGGGUGCUUGUGGAAGGAUGAAGCGAAAUCUUCGCAGUUGGGAAAACGAAAUGAGAAUAGGCUCUAUGUUGCAAGAUCGACGUCAUUGUCACCCAGAAGCUUGCAGAUUAGAAAUUCUAAGCAGGAUAAGGACGUUCGUGUUGCUCUUCUUGGUGGUAGUGGUUACACCGGCGCAGAGAUUAUUCGACUUCUUGCAAACCAUCCUUUCUUUGGCAUUACUGUUAUGACUGCUGACAGAAAUGCUGGAAAAUCAAUAGAGUCCCUGUUUCCUCAUUUCAUCACACAAAAGGAUCUACCAAUUUUGGUUUCUAGUAAUGAUGCAAUUUUUUCUGAUGUGGAUGCUGUACUCUGUUGUUUGCCUCAUGGAACAACACAGGAAAUCAUCAAAGCUCUUCCCAAGGGGUUAAAGAUUGUUGAUCUUUCUGCAGACUUCCGGCUACGAGAUACUUCUGAGUAUGAAGAAUGGUAUGGCCAGCCACACAGAGCGCCGGAUUUGCAGGAAGAAGCCAUAUAUGGUUUGACAGAGAUUUUCAGAGAGGAAAUAAAAAAUGCACGCCUUGUUGCUAAUCCUGGUUGUUAUCCAACAUCAAUUCAACUCCCUCUUGUUCCUUUGAUAAAGUCUAAGCUCAUUGAAUAUAAAAAUAUCAUUAUUGAUUCAAAAUCUGGUGCGAGCGGAGCAGGACGUGGUGCCAAGGUGGCAAAUCUGUAUACGGAGUUAACAGAAGGAAUUAUGUCUUAUGGUGUUACAAGGCAUCGACAUGUUCCAGAGAUUGAACAGGGACUGUCCCAUGCUGCACAUUCAAAAGUAACCGUCAGUUUUACACCACACUUGAUGCCAAUGAGCCGUGGGAUGCAGUCGACUAUAUAUGUGGAAAUGGCUCCAGGAGUUACAGCUGAGGAUUUGUACCAGCAAUUGAAGGUUUCAUAUGAGGAUGAAGAAUUUGUUAAGUUAUUGGAGAAGGGAGUUGUUCCUCGCACUCAUGAUGUUCGAGGAUCUAAUUAUUGCUACAUGAAUGUCUUUCCAGAUAGAAUUUCUGGUAGAGCAAUAAUUAUAUCAGUUAUUGAUAAUCUUGUGAAGGGAGCUUCUGGUCAAGCUCUACAAAAUCUGAACAUAAUGAUGGGAUUUCCUGAAAAUACAGGGCUUGGCUACCUACCCUUGUUUCCUUGACAACCUUGUAUUCCUUGUGCCCAAAUCAUGUAUUGUGGAAUGUUCUCUUUCUGAAGGCUCCUACACUGUCUUGAAGUUCUGGAAUGAAGCUAGCAGUUGAGUUUUACUACAAACAUGGGCCUACAAAAUAAAACCUGAUAUGUAAUUAGAUGACAGAAGCAGGAAGUUUAUCCAUCGGAGAGUUUAGUUGGAGUUGUAAUGAUUCCUAAUGUUGUGAUGGCUCAAUUUUUGUGUGUUUUGUAAUCUUAAGCGAAAUUUUUCAAUAAGAGUUGUAGGUAUGAUUUAUGAA